AUGUCCAUGCUAAGUAAGUUACGUUUAAUAACGGUCGACGUUACCGGAACUCUUAUUGCUUACAAAGGGCAGCUCGGUGAUUACUACUGCAUGGCGGCAAAAUCGAUCGGGCUCCCAUGUCCCGAUUACAACAGAGUUCAUGAGGGUUUCAAACUUGCUUACACUGAGAUGGCAAGGAAGCACCCAUGUUUCGGGUUUGCUGAGAAAAUCCCCAAUAUUGUUUGGUGGAAGACUUGUGUAAAAGAUUCUUUUGUCCGGGCAGGGUAUGAUUAUGAUGAUGAAACGUUUGAGAAGAUUUUCAGGCGCAUCUAUGCUACGUUUGGUUCGGCUGCACCCUAUAGUAUCUUCCCUGAUUCACAGCCAUUCCUGAGAUGGCUUCGGGGAGAAAAAGGUAUUAUGGUCGGGAUAGUGAGUAAUGCAGAGUAUAGGUAUCAGGAUGUGAUCCUUCCCGCUUUGGGUUUACAAAAGGGAUCGGAGUGGGACUUUGGCGUAUUCUCAGGUCUGGAGGGUAUAGAGAAGCCGGACCCGAAAAUGUACGAGAUAGCGUUGGAGAGGGCAGGGAAUAUAGCACCGGAAGAGGCUCUUCACAUUGGCGACAGCAUGCGAAAGGAUUAUUUGCCUGCCAAGACUGUGGGGAUGCACGCCUUAUUGUUAGACAGGUUCAAUACACCUGAUGCAGAGAAUUGGAAGGAAUCCGGGGCCACUGUGUUACCUGACUUGGUGGCUGUGAAAUCUUGGCUUUCUUCUGAGCAAAAGGACGGCUAG
Messenger RNA from Striga hermonthica, 765 nucleotides. The record is from the annotation of a GenBank genome assembly. Lineage: Eukaryota; Viridiplantae; Streptophyta; Magnoliopsida; Lamiales; Orobanchaceae.